UCUAUUGCCAUCCUUAAUUUUGUCAAAACGGAUAACAUUUUGAAUCUUUUCAACAAAUUGAAGUACCCUUAUCACUAGAACUUCAAAAGCAAACAUACCCAGAAAGCAAAAAAGAAAAACUUGAGAAAAAUAUAAAAUUAUACCUCAACCAUCUCAACAUUUCCAGCGGUUUCAAACAAACCAGCAAGCUGAGCACUGUCAACAUUAAAGGGAAGAUUACCGACAAACAAUUUAUGUUCUUCAGAGAGUCUACGGCCACCGCCACCGUGGCUAGAAACAUCCUCCUCUUGUCCGAAUUCAGAGGAAACAGCUACGUGUCGGACAAAAAGACUUUGGCGUUGUUGUUGUACAAAAAGAUUUUGGUGUGAAAAGAAAGAACACAAUAGAAAUAAAAAGAAGAUGGAAGAAGGAAAAGGCGGUAAAAUGAAGGAGAAUGGAUCAAUUUGUUCAGGAGAUUCGAAUCCAUGCCCUAUAUGCCUGGGUCCUUUUCUUCAAGAAUCUUAUCUAGAUACUUGUUUCCAUAAGUUUUGUUAUAAAUGCAUUUUGCACUGGGCUAAAGUAGUUUCCGGCAGACCUUCUUCUGUAAAGUGUCCUUUAUGUAAGACACAAAAUCUUUCAAUAAUCUAUGGGUACGAUGGAUGUUCAUUCGAAAGGCGUUUUAUGACUCAGAAUUGUGAAAAUAGUUCUUUCUUCUCAAAAGAUCACAAGUAUAGGUUACAAUGUUAUUAUACUGAACCAGGUAUUUUAUGCAGUAUAGCUAAUGUAUCACAGUACUGGAAGACCCGUAAAUAUCUUCAGCCCAAUCGCUGGCUGCUACGAUGGUUGAGAAGGGAAAUUCAGGCUCUUUUGCAGGAAGAGGAUGUUGAGAUUAUAGUUCAUCAUAUUCUUGGUGUCAUUGAUUCAUUCCAGCAGAGGAAUGAACAAAUUCAUCAAAUGAAGAUGCCUGAAGCAAAACAAGAAAAGUUCAAGAGUCUCGUCGCUGAUGCAGCAAGGCCUUUUCUAGCAGCAAAAACAGACCGAUUCAUAAACGAGUUGGAACUCUUUCUUGCUUCAGGUUUCAACAUUGAUGCCUAUGAUGAAGUUUACAUGCAGCAGUUAGGUUGGAACACUCCUAGAGCCGCCGGGGAAGCUGCCAGUGCAGAACCCAGUGAACCAACACCUGUAAUCCCAUAUUUGUAUAUUUUCGACGAUGACUCUGAUAAAACUGAUUGAGACUGCAAUAGAACCUAAUCUAUUAAUAUACACCUGUAACUCCUCUUUUUUUAAUAUAAAUAAUCUUUAAUGA
Messenger RNA from Mercurialis annua (annual mercury), 1285 nucleotides. RefSeq lists its product as uncharacterized. Gene Ontology annotation, molecular function: metal ion binding. The transcript is spliced from 8 exons. Lineage: Eukaryota; Viridiplantae; Streptophyta; Magnoliopsida; Malpighiales; Euphorbiaceae. The coding region runs from base 400 to 1212 and encodes 270 amino acids. The record is from RefSeq and is a predicted model, not a curated record.